UAAAAAGCGUUUUGAGUCAAACUAGAACAAACGAGGUGGUCUCAGACAACCGUACAACAAGGAAUUCCAAUUCAAAAAUAUCUGUCUUUUCGUCUCCAACUUCCUAAAAAUAGCUGUGUCAGUGCAACUAGCCAAGACCACCGAAGCACCAAAAUCAAUUACGUGUAUCACAAGGAACACAAUUGAACCCAUCAUCAUCAUCAUCACAAUCAUGAUGAGGCGUUCGCAUUUUCAGCAUGAUCAUGUCACAUGAAACAAGAAGAGUGACUUAUUAUGGGUCAAGUAUAAUCACGUUUUGCAUUGAUCAUGACUUUGAAUUACCAGCGUUUUGGAAGCUACCAUAACAAAAUGGAUAGUGAUAAUUAUUCAAAAGAGAAGGAGGGGAUGGUGUUGAACAUAGCUAUCAUGGUGGUAUCCAUGAUCGCCAUUGCAAUGGUCACCGUUUCUGUUGUUGCACACAUAGACGGUUCCAGACAAGAUGCAGGGAAGAAUGUGAAGACCCUUCUCUCCGUUUGCACCAAAACGGAGGAACCAGAAAUCUGUUUCCGCGUGUUGAAACACGUUGGUGAGACAGCCACGGUUUUGAAUUACGUGAAAGCUGCUAUUAAUGCAACCCUCACGGAAUUGUUGUUUGUGAUUAGGCCAAAACCUCGUCUUGAAAGGAGCCUCACGCUUCUGCAGCAAGAGUCAUAUAAAGAUUGUUUGGAACUGUUGAGUUUGGGAAAGGAAGAAUUAGGAUCUUUGUAUUUGAUGGCAAAUUUUUAUGUAGAUUUGAGCGAACUAAACUUAGAUGAUCUGUUGAAUAGCCUAAGUGCUGUCAUUUCGUACCAACACGCUUGUACUGAUGAAUUGAUUCGAAUAAAUAGCUAUGGGGUUUUGGGGUAUUCCUUGCAAGUUCCAAUUCUUCUCACAAGGAUAGCCUUGGCCAUUGUUGAUAAUUUCUCUGAGAGGCCUAAUAGCAGAGAACCACGACGGCUAGAAGAAUUUGCAAGGUGGUUCUCAGAAAGAGAGAGAAAAAUGAUAGAGUCCAAUCAAGGAGAUAAUGGUGGUGAACAAUGGCCAAUAAAUGUGGUUGUGGCUCAAGAUGGUAGUGGCCAUUUCUCAACCAUAGCUGACUCACUCAAUGCAUGCCCAAAGAAUAAAACGAUUGCAUGUGUUAUUUAUGUGAAAAGAGGUAAAUAUGAAGAGAGAGUCGUGAUUCCUAAGGGUGUAAAAGUGUUCAUGUAUGGUGAUGGACCUGCGCAUACCAUUGUCAGUGGUACCAACACAAGAGACCCCAGGAUAGUCACAACCUCCUUUCGAGCAGCUACUUUCGUGGUAAUGGGGAAAGGAUUCAUCUGCAAAGACAUGGGUUUCACUGCCCCAGCUGACAUUACAGGAGCACCAGCACUCCUAGUCCUUUCUGAUCACGCAGCAUUCUUCAACUGCAAAAUUGAUGGUAACGAAGGAACCUUGUACGCUGUAGCUCAACGCCAAUUCUACCGAGACUGUGAGAUUCUUGGCAGUGUGGACAUCAUCAAAGGAGACUCAGCAACUGUAAUUCAAAACUCACAAAUCAUACUGAAGCCUCGAAACUCCUCUGAUUUGGUUUUAAGAAGAAAUGUCAUGAGUGCUCAAUCCAGGUUAGACAAGUAUCAGACAACUGGGCUAGUGAUUCAAAACUGCACCAUCACAGCACAGAAAGAAAGCAUGAAUACUCUUAAUGCUACCACUUACUUGGGCUCCCCGUAUAGUGAAUACUCAAGAACAAUCAUAAUGGAAUCCUUUUUAGGAGAUGUGAUACAUCCAAAAGGUUGGUGUAAAUGGAGUGACAACUAUGGCAUCGAAACAGCAACAUUCUGGGAGUUUGAUAAUAGAGGGCCUGGGGCAAGAACUGACAAGAGGGUCAAGUGGAAUGGCUACAGUACAAUUUUUGAGAGAAACCAAAUGGUUAGUUACACAGUUGGUCGGUUUCUCCAAGCUGACCAAUGGUUGCUAAAUAGAGGCAUUCCAUACGAAUCUGGGUUUGUUGUACUGAAAUAGACUGUACUGGGACCUAGAAUAGAACCUUGUGUUUUCCCUGUGUGAAUAUCAUCUGCUAAGUUUCCACUUUGGUUUAGGAGGAAGUGAGGGAAAGAAAGUGAAAGGAAAAAAAAAAUGACAUGAUUUUUAAAAUUGUUUGGCUGUGUAACAAAUG
Molecule: messenger RNA, 2176 nt
Organism: Glycine soja
Lineage: Eukaryota; Viridiplantae; Streptophyta; Magnoliopsida; Fabales; Fabaceae
Product: pectinesterase-like
Exons: 2
Coding region: 307-2022 (571 amino acids)
Biological process (GO): cell wall modification
Molecular function (GO): pectinesterase activity; pectinesterase inhibitor activity
Source: RefSeq, a predicted model, not a curated record